Molecule: messenger RNA, 2171 nt
Organism: Salarias fasciatus (jewelled blenny)
Lineage: Eukaryota; Metazoa; Chordata; Actinopteri; Blenniiformes; Blenniidae
Gene: got1
Product: glutamic-oxaloacetic transaminase 1, soluble
Exons: 9
Coding region: 140-1372 (410 amino acids)
Biological process (GO): L-aspartate biosynthetic process
Cellular component (GO): cytosol
Molecular function (GO): L-aspartate:2-oxoglutarate transaminase activity; pyridoxal phosphate binding
Source: RefSeq, a predicted model, not a curated record
AGGCUGGCUCUGUGUUUCUAUUGGUAAAUCCCUUCACGCCCACAGUUCAGUGUACACACCCCGGCUGAAGGUGAGAGUCUUUCAUCCCCGUUAUCCCGCUCAAGUUUGACCGUCUGUCGCCGGUAACGAAGCAGCAGCCAUGUCGGUGUUUUCUGAGGUCCCGCAAGCAGCGCCCGUCGCUGUUUUCAAGCUAACGCAGGAUUUUAAUAACGACCAGUUUCCCAACAAAGUCAACCUCGGAGUGGGAGCGUACCGGACGGAUGAAGGCAAGCCCUGGGUUUUGCCGGUGGUGAAGAAAGUGGAAAGCAUCAUCGUGAACGACACCACGCUGAACCACGAGUACCUGCCCAUCCUGGGCCUGCCCGAGUUCAGAUCCUCCGCCUCCAAGAUCGCGCUGGGCGACGACAGUCCCGCCAUCCAGGAGAACAGGGUGGGCGCCGUCCAGUGCCUGGGCGGUACAGGCGCUUUGAAGAUGGGCGCAGAGUUUCUCAGGCGGUUUUACAACGGAAAUAACAACACCAAGACGCCCGUCUUUGUGUCCGCACCUACCUGGGAAAACCACAAUGCAGUGUUCAGUAACGCUGGCUUCGAGGACGUCCGUCCAUACAAGUACUGGGAUGCACAGAACAGGGGGCUCGAUCUGGCCGGGUUUCUCGGUGACUUGGAAAGCUGUCCAGAGCACUCCAUCUUCGUCCUGCACGCAUGCGCCCAUAACCCGACUGGCACCGACCCAACACAGGAGCAGUGGAAGCAAAUCGCUGAAGUCAUGAUGAGGAGGAAGCUGUUCGUCUUCUUCGAUUCGGCCUAUCAGGGAUUCGCCUCCGGCAGUCUGGAUAAAGAUGCCUGGGCCGUCCGCUACUUUGUGUCCAUGGGCUUUGAAAUGCUCUGCGCGCAGUCCUUCUCCAAGAACUUCGGUCUUUACAACGAGCGCGUGGGCAACCUGACGAUCGUUGCCCGCGAUGCAGACAACCUGAAGAGGGUCCUCUCUCAGAUGGAGAAGAUCGUCCGGACCACCUGGUCCAACCCCCCGUCUCAGGGAGCUCGCGUCGUCGCCGUCACCCUCAACUCACCGGAGCUGUUUGCAGAAUGGAAAGACAAUGUGAAGACCAUGGCUGACAGGGUCCUGCUGAUGAGGGCUCAGCUGAAGGCCAAGCUCCAGGCUCUGGGGACUCCGGGGACAUGGGAGCACAUCACAGACCAGAUCGGCAUGUUCAGCUUCACAGGCCUGAACCCGAAUCAAGUGGAGUACAUGAUAAAGGAGAAACACAUCUACCUGAUGGCCAGCGGUCGCAUCAACAUGUGCGGUUUGACCACCAAGAACAUCGACUACGUGGCCGAGUCCAUCCACGAGGCGGUCACCAGCGUCCAGUAGAGACGGCGCCAGUCUGCUCCCAUCCCGCCGACGGCUUUCCUUUCCAUCCCGUAGAAACACACAGUCGCACAAACCCACCGACGGCUUACUCUGUUUGUCUUCCACAAGGUUGGACCGUUCUGGACCAACUGUAUUCCUCCUCGUAGAGUUUGCCGUGGUUAUGUAAUCCUAAUCCUAGUUUGUUUCUCUGCAUCGUCACCGACCGACGUGUUUCACGUUUUAUUAUCAGUCCACGUCAUUAGUGAGUCAGUCUGUGACUGUUGGUUACCUCAGCAGCAGCGAAGUGCUGAAAGCUGUGAUUCAUCCAUUCCAAAUGUUUGAUUACGUUUGUCCAGUUUUAUUUAGCCAUUAUUUUUUAAGACAAAUAAUAUUAAUUUGACCAAACUGAGCCGGCUGAGCUUUGAGAAGUGUUCAGCAUGAAUCACUCUGGAACUGUGAAUACGUGAUCUCACGAAGAUAUUUUUAACUUGAGCUGUGCAAUUUAUUUUUCUCAGCCCUCAGGGGUUAUAGUAAUUACCUCACUUUUAAUCCGUGUGUGAAGUCCGUCUCUUAUUAUUAGCGGAGCACGAAAGGCGGCGAGCGCUCGGACCGUGUGUCACGGCUCCAGAGAACUCGGCCUGCCCCUCCGCCGCCUGCUGAACAGCGUGACGUCUCCGGUUCUGUCAGGCGGCCGCCGGUGAACGUUGGCUGUCCGUUGCACGAGCGCGCCGUUACGUAAGGCUCCCACGUCUCACGGCACAAACACACUAAUCAUCAACCAAGUUGUGCACAGCUGUACACUUCAGCAGGUUAACUGAAG